AAUUUGCCCUUGUACCCAGCAUUUACUCUCUCGCUCUCUCUUCCUCUCUCCCUGGCUCUCUGUUAACUGCAACUGAGGGAAACGAAGAUGCAGGCCAUCUCGAGGCGAUUAACCUAUCAAUCGUUCAAGUCUUCAUCUUCAAUUUAUUCUAUCAACUCGACCUAUUCUCUCUCCGAUCACCAUUAUGGACCUGAAAAUCCUCGCUAUGCAUCCACCAUUGCCACCAAGGCUGGGGGCCACAUCGUUCGUAAGGGUACCGGUGGAAGAUCUUCUGUCAGUGGCAUAAUUGCUACAGUGUUUGGAGCUACUGGGUUUUUAGGCCGAUAUCUUGUGCAACAACUUGCUAAAAUGGGAUCUCAAGUAUUAGUUCCUUUUAGAGGUUCAGAGGAUUGCCAUCGUCAUCUUAAGUUGAUGGGAGAUUUAGGACAGAUAGUACCAAUGAAAUACAACCCCAGAGAUGAAGAUUCGAUUAAGGCUGUGAUGGCUAAGGCUAAUGUAGUUAUCAAUCUUAUUGGGAGAGAUUAUCAGACAAGAAAUUAUAGCUUUGAGGAGGUGAACCAUUCAAUGGCUGAAAGACUUGCUUUGAUUGCGAACGAACAUGGUGGUAUCAUGAGAUUUAUUCAAGUUUCCUGCUUAGGAGCAUCAUCAUCAUCUCCAUCAAGGAUGCUUAGAACAAAAGCUGCUGCAGAGGAAACCAUUUUGAAAGAAAUACCUGAGGCCACAAUAAUGAGACCUGCUGUUAUGAUUGGUACGGAGGACAGGAUUCUGAAUCCAUGGGCACAAUUUGCAAAAAAUUAUAGCUUUUUACCCCUGAUUGGGGAUGGAUCUACCAAAAUCCAACCCGUCUAUGUUGUUGACGUUGCUGCUGCAAUUGUGUCAGCCUUGAAAGAUGAUGGCAGCAUGGGAAAAAUUUAUGAGUUGGGGGGACCAGAGAUCUAUACAAUGCAUGAAUUGGCAGAGCUUAUGUAUGACAUGAUUCGUGAAUGGCCUCGCUAUGUCAAGAUUCCUUUCCCUGUUGCAAAGGCUAUUGCAACGCCGCGGGAAAUAUUCCUUAAUAAAGUACCAUUCCCCUUACCCUCUCCCAACAUCUUCAAUCUGGAUAAGAUCAAUGCCCUUACUGUUGACACAGUUGUGUCAGAAAAUGCUUUAACUUUUGAGGAUUUGGGAAUUGUUCCUCAUAAGCUGAAGGGGUAUCCAGUUGAGUUUCUUAUUCAGUAUCGUAAGGGUGGCCCUCAAUUUGGUUCUACUGUGAGCGAAAAAAUACCUACUGAUUAUUGGCCAUGACAUUCUCAACCGGUUGCUUCUGAAUAUUCUGUGCAAAAAAUCUGUUUCGGUGGGAACUUGAGAUGGGUAUUUCAUCACUUCAUUUCCUUCAGUCAAAAGAAGGACCCAGAAUGCAUUAAUGCAUUGCUCUUUUUUUCUUCCCUUUCACUCGUAGAGAAUAUGUAAUCAUUUCGAGUGACCUUGAUUAAUAAAGGUCAGGUACUUUGAUCAUUUUGAUGAAUGAUUGCAUCCAUAACCUUUUACGUGUUAUGGAGUUGCUCAUUAGUUUUGAGCUUUGAUAUCAUACGUUUUGACAAGGUGCCUUUUUCUAUUGGGUAAACUAGUGGAGAAAUAAUGGAGAAUGAGGACCUCAAUAAUUUUGGGGAUGUAUAACACAAGGAGAUAUUCCCGUCUUUUGUAAUUUUUACCGGAAAAAGAAACGAUUCAAGUUCAUCUGGUUUAGCCGAUUCCCAGGCAUCUUUGGGUU
Molecule: messenger RNA, 1750 nt
Organism: Carica papaya (papaya)
Lineage: Eukaryota; Viridiplantae; Streptophyta; Magnoliopsida; Brassicales; Caricaceae
Product: NAD(P)-binding Rossmann-fold superfamily protein
Cellular component (GO): mitochondrion
Molecular function (GO): protein-containing complex binding
Source: RefSeq, a predicted model, not a curated record